Drosophila subpulchrella is the source of this 655-nucleotide messenger RNA. RefSeq lists its product as uncharacterized. The record is from RefSeq and is a predicted model, not a curated record. Lineage: Eukaryota; Metazoa; Arthropoda; Insecta; Diptera; Drosophilidae. The transcript is spliced from 2 exons. The coding region runs from base 225 to 449 and encodes 74 amino acids.
CAGCCAAGUAAAUCAACUAACGAAUUCCAAAUUAAAAUAUUUAAUUCCGUGGCAAGCUAAGACUUUAUCAAAGAUUUGUCCCCGCAAAAAAGGAGUGCAAAAUUUUCGCUGUUAUACAGAAAGCCAGACCCCUACAUAUACACAUAUAUAUAUAUAUAUAUAUGGCAGCCUUUACCCAUAUAUAAUCAAGAAUCCUUUAAUUGAGUCAAGAAAAAGCUACGCGAAUGUGCGCUUUUGGUUACUUAUUGUUUUUCGCCCUAUUGUUAACCACAAUUCUGGUGCUGUCCAUCAUAUUUGCCACCACCUCCAAGCGAUCCAUGUUGGAUAGCUUUAUACUAGUAUUCAAUUACACACAAGAACAACAGCCAGACCAAGAAAUGCAGCAGCAGCAACAACAAAUGGACUAUCAGCAGCAACCACAGAUGUUCUUAAAACAGAAAAUAUUUUGAGUUCUAUAAGUUGUACAUAUAGUAGGGGCCCCGAAAAAAAUAAAUAAAACGAAACAGAAAAUCAAUUGGACACUAGUGUGCGCGAGUUAAAGAAUUUCAUUGCUAGUCAAGUGAAAUAACUACUGGUGAAUAAAUAAAUAAAAUAAAGAGUGAAUCUUACAAAAAAAACAAUAAAAAUAAUACAAUUUCAAGGAACUAUUACUAAU